GGGCGCGAGUGCAGCGCGCGCGCCGGAGCUCGCAGCCAGCCAUGGAGGACGAGGUGACGUUCAUGUUCCAACUGGGCGUGGUGCGCGACGCCGCCGCCGCGCCGUACCAUCUCCUCACGCUCGCCUACCUCAAGGAGCUCGCUGUUAAGUUCGUACAUGAAAAGAUCCCGGACAACGGGCUGAACCGGCUCGCGGACCGCAUCCUGCUGUUCCGGCACGACUACUGCUCGCCGAACGUGCUGCAGCUGAUCAACUCCGCCUCCGACGUCACCGACGAGACGCUCGUCGAGAUCGUCCUCACCGCCAACCCGGUGAUAUGCGACGGCGGCAUGGACUCGCUGCCGAUCCUGCGGCCGCACGCGCUGGCCGUGCACUCGUACAAGGCGCCCACCUUCUGCGACUUCUGCGGCGAGAUGCUCUUCGGCCUGGUCCGACAGGGGCUCAAGUGUGAAGGGUGCGGCCAGAACUACCACAAACGUUGCGCGGUAAAGGUGCCGUCCAACUGCGCGUCGCCGGCACCUGCGGGCGCGGCAGGCGCAGCGGGCGCGUGCGGCGCGGCGGGCGCGCGGCGCGCCUCGCACACGCGCAGCCCCUCGCGCGCCUCCACCGCCAGCCACGCCUCGCACGACGACUCGCUGCUGGGCGGCAAGCGCAGCCGCUCUCCUUCCCGCGCGGGCUCCGUCUCGGGCUCCAUCUCAGGCACCACGAGCACGUGGCCGCUGCCAUCGCUGGGCCACGCGUCGCUCGGCAUCCCGCACACGUUCGAGGUGCACUCCUACACGCGGCCCACAGUCUGCCGCCACUGCAAGAAACUGCUGCGCGGCCUGUUCAAGCAGGGGCUGCAGUGUCGGGACUGUCACUACAACGCGCACAGAAAGUGUCUCCCCUUCGUGCCCAAGGACUGUGGGGGGGAGAUACGGGAUCCACACGGUGAAGCGGACAGCAGCACGGGCAGCGAGUUGUCGGAGACCGCGCGUCUGCCCGACGAGUCGGACGACGAGACCACGCCUGACGCCGCCGAGUCCAAAGCGGAAGAUGAGGUACAACUGCGGCGCCCGCGCGAGGAGGACGCGGACGAGCCGCAGCGCGACACACUGCCGGAGCGGUCCGCCAGCCGGCCCAGCAGCUCUUCGUCGUCGCCCAGCGCCAAUAUUCCACUCAUGCGCAUCGUGCAGUCGGUCAAACACACCAAGAAGAGGGAGGGGCAGUGGCUCAAGGAGGGAUGGCUGGUUCACUUCACAAAUAAGGACAAAACUAUAAAACGUCAGUACUGGCGGCUGGACAGCAAGUCGAUAACGUUGUUCACGUCGGAACAGGGCACCAAGUACUACAAGGAGAUCCCAUUAAAUGAGAUCCUCGCCAUAGACACCGCCAGGCAGCCGCAUUCAGACGUGAUGCACUGCUUCGAGCUGCGCACGGCCAACGUGGACUACAUGGUGGGCGUGGAGGAGGCGUGCGGCGGCGCGGCGGGCGCGGGCGCGGCGGGCGCGGGCGGGGUGGCGGGCGCGCUGCCGCCGCCCGACUCGGGCGUGGGCGCGUACGUGGCGCGCUCGUGGGAGACCGCUCUGCGACACGCGCUGCUGCCCGUCACGCACCACGCAGGUACACGCGGGGUGCUCAGCACCGACACUACAUUCGGAGGGCGUGGGUGCGGCGGCGCGCACGGGUCGGAGGCGGAGGGCGCGGAGGGCGGCUGCGCGGGCGGGCGCGGCACGGAGAUGGCGCAGCUGUACCAGAUCCACCCCGACGAGGUGCUGGGCUCGGGGCAGUUCGGCAUCGUGUACGGCGGCCUGCACCGCCGCACGCAGCGACCCGUCGCCAUCAAGGUGAUAGACAAACUUCGUUUCCCGACGAAACAAGAGGCCCAGCUGAAGAAUGAAGUGGCGAUCCUGCAGAACCUCUCCCACCCUGGCGUGGUGAACCUGGAGCGCAUGUUCGAAACGCCCGAGAGGAUCUUCGUGGUGAUGGAAAAGCUGAAGGGCGACAUGCUCGAGAUGAUCCUCUCGCACGAGAAGGGACGCCUGACCGAGCGGAUUACUAAGUUCCUGGUCGCACAGAUCCUGGUGGCGCUGAAGCACCUGCACGAGAAGAACAUCGUGCACUGCGACCUGAAGCCGGAGAACGUGCUGCUGUCCACGGACGAGGAGUUCCCGCAGGUGAAGCUGUGCGACUUCGGGUUCGCGCGCAUCAUCGGCGAGAAGUCCUUCCGCCGCAGCGUCGUCGGCACGCCCGCCUACCUCGCGCCGGAAGUGCUUCGGAACAAGGGCUACAAUCGUUCAUUAGACAUGUGGUCUGUGGGCGUGAUCAUCUACGUGUCUCUCUCGGGCACGUUCCCGUUCAACGAGGACGAGGACAUCAACGAGCAGAUACAGAACGCCGCCUUCAUGUACCCCCCCACGCCGUGGAGGGAGAUCUCCGCUGAGGCGAUCGACCUGAUCAACAACCUGCUGCAAGUGAAGCAGCGCAAGCGGCUGUCGGUGGACAAGUCGGUGGCGCACGCGUGGCUGCAGACGCGCCAGGCCUUCCUCGACCUGCGCCGCCUCGAGCAGCGCGUCGGCGCGCGCUACCUCACGCACGCCAGCGACGACCACCGCUGGCACUGACCGCGCGCUCGCACCGGGCCGUGCUUACACAAAUAACUAUGUAUAGCGUGCUCUAACUAACUGGUAUCAAUUACUAUCCAUAUUACAUUUAUAAUUUGCUAAUUAUUAUUGCAACUUAAAAAUUAAUAUUGUUCGUUUUAGUUACACUCAUAUAAUUAUGGUCAUAAAAUUCAAUACAGUUACAAACUGUCUGGAUUCAUCUAUUUGUUUAAUGCAAAAUAUGUUGUGUCUUUUGACCUUUAUGCAACGACAAUUCGGCACAAAUUUAGAAGUCCAACCAAUCAGAUACUGUAUAAUUGCCUUUGAUUAUGUUACAAAUUAUC
Messenger RNA from Manduca sexta (tobacco hornworm), 2926 nucleotides. RefSeq names its product serine/threonine-protein kinase D1-like. The record is from RefSeq and is a predicted model, not a curated record. Gene Ontology annotation, molecular function: protein serine/threonine kinase activity; ATP binding. NCBI's taxonomy places the organism in Eukaryota, Metazoa, Arthropoda, Insecta, Lepidoptera, Sphingidae. Gene Ontology annotation, biological process: protein phosphorylation.